UGUCUCUUUCUUCGUUCUUCAUAUGUAAGUUUGUCUCUCUCUCUUUUCUUUAGGUGUUUAUUGGUAUUAAUGUCCGCAAGUGAUUCGUGUUCAUCGUCAAUGGAGGAAGAGCUUCAUGUUUUAGCAGUAGAUGAUAAUCUAAUUGAUCGUAAACUCGUUGAGAGAAUCCUCAAGAUCUCUUCUUGCAAAGUAACAACAGCAGAAAAUGGGCUUAGAGCAUUGGAGUACUUAGGCUUGGGAGGAGAUCCACAACAGAGUGAUCCAGUAACUUCCACCAAUGUAAUGAAGGUGAAUCUUAUCAUCACUGAUUAUUGUAUGCCAGGAAUGACAGGUUUUGAGCUGCUCAAGAAAGUGAAGCAGGAGUCAUCGAAACUAAAGGAAGUACCUGUUGUGAUACUCUCUUCAGAGAACAUUCCUACUCGCAUCAACAAAUGCUUAGCGAGCGGUGCACAAAUGUUUAUGCAGAAGCCGCUGAAAUUAUCGGAUGUAGAGAAGCUGAAGUGUCAUCUCCUAAACUGCAGAAUCUGAAGAUUUGCUUUGACUCGAAACAAAGCUUAUAGAAUUCUUUUCAGUUUUGUUUUUCUUUGAUAUAAGAAAAACUUAAGAUUAUUGUGUUCCUAAUCGAUGACAAAGGUCGUCGUGAUUAUAUAAAAACACUUCCUGUUCUUUUAACAAGACGAGAUAAAAGCCUAAUAAGGAUCUCUUUCAGUAAAUUGAUUUUUUGAAUU
Messenger RNA from Camelina sativa (false flax), 728 nucleotides. RefSeq names its product two-component response regulator ARR17. The record is from RefSeq and is a predicted model, not a curated record. Lineage: Eukaryota; Viridiplantae; Streptophyta; Magnoliopsida; Brassicales; Brassicaceae. Gene Ontology annotation, biological process: cytokinin-activated signaling pathway; phosphorelay signal transduction system.